AUGAAAGCAAGGGUACGCUUCUUCGCGAAAAAUGCGAAAACUCCGCCAAGGGUCCGUUUAAAAUUAGGACAGAGAAUAUGUAUCGAAUGUGUAUUUUGGUUACUGGUAUGCAUACAAAUAGUAGCAGCAAACAGACCACCGCGUUUUCUUAUCGAUGGACGCUCAGAAAUAGUUAUAAGAUUAAAGGAAGGCCCUGACACGCCCGUUGGGAGCUUAAUAUACCGUUUAAGGGGCAUUGACCCCGACGGAGACGUAUUGCGAUUUGGAAUAAGAGAGCAAAUCGGUAGUGAUAUAUUAAGAAUAGAAGCCAUUUCGUCCAACGAAGCUAAUAUUUAUUUAGUUAAGGAAUUAGAUAGAGAGGUACGUGAUGAAUACUCCUUUGUGCUGACAUUAACUGAUGGCAAACUAGGCGAGGGUAAUUUUAUCACGCAGAGCUUCUUGUUGUUAGUAGAAGAUGUAAAUGACAACGAACCCGUUUUUAAACCCUACCCUUCCGCAAUUACCGUUAAGGAAAAUGCACCACCUGGAGUUUUGUUAACAGUCGAAGCUACAGAUCUUGAUGAAGGAGCUUAUGGACAGGUUUUGUACAAUUUGCAAGAACUAGAUGGUGAUAUAGAUAAUUUUGCUAUUCAAACUGUAAAUGGAAAAGGAGUAAUACGUUUAACAAAACAAUUAGAUUACGAAAGAAAAUCGCUCUACCAGUUACGAGUACUAGCAGUAGAUAGGGCUAAUCAGGGGAGAGUGAAUACGGGUACCGCUGCUAUAUUAGUCAAAGUACAGGAUGUUGAAGACCAACCACCUGAAUUCGUGGUUGCUACUCCUGUUACAAGAAUUAGCGAAGAUGCAUCUGUCGGUACAGCGGUUUUGCAAGUUCGAGCUAUUGAUGGCGAUAGAGGCAUUAAUAACCGGAUCGCGUACAGUAUCAUAUCGGGAGGAGAGGAGCACUUUGACAUCGACAGUAGCUCUGGAGUUAUUUACACCAUCAGUCCCUUAGACCGAGAAGACCCCAGUAAUAGCAAUGGAGCUUACAUACUUGAGAUUUUGGCAACAGAGGAAUCACAUAUAGUGUCUCCAUUACCUAGUGCCACUACGGAAAUAACGGUGAUAGUUACUGAUGUAAAUGAUGAAAAACCAAGAUUCAGAAGUGAACGAUAUGUAGGGGAAGUGAUAGAAAAUGCUCAACAGAAUACACCCAUCACAUUUUUGCAAGAUGGAAUACCAGAAGUAUUUGAUUAUGACCAGGGCAAGAAUGGCACCUUUGAACUCUAUAUAGUUGGAGACAAUGGUGUUUUCGAUGUAACACCUUUUAAGGGCAUCAAUGAGGCCUCUUUUCUUAUAAGAGUAAAUGACCCAUCCUAUUUGGAUUAUGAGAAGGUUACUGUCAUGAAUUUUAGUCUAGUCGCCAAAGAAAUUGUUACCAAAGACCCUAAAAUGAGUGUAGUCCCAAUAACUGUGCAUAUAAAAGAUGAAAAUGAUAAUUUCCCUGAAUUCACUGAAUCAAUUUACAUGGUUUCAAUACCUGAGAAUUGUGGUGUGGGAACAACAGUUGCUUGGGUGCAAGCGUUGGACAAAGACUCAGAUAAUUAUGGCACUAGAGGAGUGAGAUACACUAGUCUAGGUGGCAGUAUCGCUCAUUUACUUCACCUCAACCCUAUAUCAGGAGUAAUAACGGUAAAGGAAGCGGGCGAUGAAAGUUUCGAUCGAGAACUUGUUUCGAGACAUUACCUCACUGUCGAAGCAAGAGAUGAUCAGGGUAAAGGCAAUAGAAACACCGUUCAGCUAAUAAUAAACAUAGAAGACGUAAACGACAAUGCGCCGAUGUUCCUCGCAAAUAAGUAUGAAGCAAGGUUAUUUGAAAACGCACUGGAAUUCGAAAAUCCCCUUAUUUUGGAAGCUAGAGAUAUCGAUUUGAAUGGUACUAAAAAUAGUCACAUUGAGUAUUCAAUAGUCGGUGGAGACUAUAAGAAGAAUUUCACAAUCGAUCCAAACCUAGGGAUUAUCACUCCAGCUGGCGGUAUUGAUUUUGAACUAUUACCCGGUGACAAUAGCAUUAUACGACCUAUACAUUUAACUGUCCGUGCUCGAGAUUUCGGAACGCCGUCGCUAUCGUCCACGGUGCCAGUGUCGAUAUAUGUGCAAGAUGUGAACGAUCACGCGCCUCAGUUCACACAAACGGUUUAUAGGCGAGCCAUACCGGAGGAUAUGCCUGGCGGUACCAGUGUGUUGGAGGUGAAGGCGCGCGACGCGGACGGCUCGGCGCUGCACAGCCGCGUGGCCUACCGCAUCCAGCGCGGCGCGGCCGACAAGUUCGUGAUGGACGCGCGCUCCGGCCUCGUGUCCGUGGCCGGCGGCUCCGCGCUCGACCCCGACCGCACCGAGCCCAAGACCACGCGCUACACGCUCACCGUGGUUGCUCUCGAUGGCGGUAUCGGUGAUCAGCAACUGAGCGCGUCGGUUAUUGUGGACAUAACUAUCGUCGAUGUUAACAACAAACCACCCAUACUUGCUGAACCCGGUACUAUUCAUGUGAUGGAGAAUACUCAGGUUGGUACAACGGUAUUCCGAGCUCAGGCUUACGACCUAGAUGAACAACCAGUGCUACGUUUUUCUAUAGACAAAGCGGGUAGUUAUGCUAAAAAUGAGGAUGGCGUGACCGUUUCUACUUCAGAAUAUGAUUAUUUGUCUCUAUGGGAUUUAAACACCGUGGAUGGCAAUUUGAGACUAGUUAGGUUACUGGAUAGAGAAAAAGUUGAAAUUAUAAAAUUAGUUAUCACAGUAGAAGAUAUGGCGGCAAUAGAUGAUGGACCGGUACAAAUCGCAUCUGACAUAUUAACAAUAAUCGUGCAAGACGAAAAUGAUAAUAAUCCUAAAUUCAGGAAAUCGUUUUAUAAAACAUCUAUAACAGAGAACUCUAAACCUGGAAUGCAUGUAGAAACUGUGAUAGCGGAUGAUGCGGACAAGAAUAGAACAAUGACGUACAUUCUAGAAGGUCCAGAGGAACUUCGAAGUUUCCUGCAUAUCGAGAGCGCUACGGGGGAAAUAGUCGUUGCGAGUAGAAUCGACCACGAAAUGUAUUCGUGGUUAAAUCUUACCGUCAAAGCUGUUGACAGCGGUGUCCCACGGCGCUAUUCAGUUGUUGAUUUAUUUAUACAGGUUCUAGAUGAAAAUGAUAAUAAUCCUAUAUUUGAGCCAUCGUCUUUCGAAUAUCACGUAAGAGAGGACGCGGAGCCUGGGACUGCCGUAGCUAAAAUAGUUGCCAAGGACGCUGAUUCGGGAGAUUAUGGAAAAAUAACUUAUCUAUUGGAUAGAGUAUCGACACAGGGAAAAUUUCUUAUAAAUCCCGAAACGGGAUACUUAAAGGUAUCGGAUUGGUUAGACCGCGAGUCUCAGCCUGUGUACAACUUGGUUGUAGAGGCUUGGGAUAAUUAUCAGUUUGGAUACUUAAGUGGAGAAAGCCGAAAUGCUUUUAAGCAAAUCAUUGUACACGUAGAAGACGUAAAUGAUAACCCGCCGGUACUAAAUCUACCCUCGGAAUGCGUUACAAUAACCGAAUUUCAUAACUAUAGAGAAGCUAUAGUAUCUGUAUCGGCCACUGAUGCAGAUGAUAAUAAUACUCCUAAUGGAAGAGUUCAGUUUCAUUUGGUUGCUGGGAAAGGACAUGAACUAUUCCGUUUCGAACAAGUUGGAGGGGACGCUAACACCGGGCGUUUGUUUGCCAAACAACCUCUUAAAGACCGUUACGGGAACUAUACUCUAAUAGUGGAAGCGAGAGAUCUUGGGAAUCCAGCUAAUGUGGUGCGGGGUGAACUGCACUUGUGUGUGACGGAUUAUAACGACCACGCACCAAUAUUUGUCCACCCUCCUCAAAAUGUGACAAUAAAAGUGCCUGAGAACGCGACGAUAGGCACGACGGUGAUAGAGGUGCGAGCGAUCGACGCGGACAUCGGCCCCAACGGCGCGGUCCGCUACCGCCUGCGGCAGGACGCGCAGGGGGCGUGGCGCGCCUUCGCGCUGCAGGCCACCUCCGGCGCGCUGCGGACCGCGGCCGCCUUCGACCGCGACAAGCAGACCACCUACCAGCUCAGAAUAGAAGCAUACGACCUCGGUCUCCCGACCCCGCUCAGUUCUGACCUAGAUCUAACGAUAUACGUACAGAACGUCGAUAACUACCGCCCACGAUUCCUAUACAAACACAUAUAUUUGAAUGUGACUGAAAAUGUUGAAGAUUAUAGCACGUAUCUACCAAAUGUUAUUGAGAGGGAUGAGAUUGAUAGAGGGGAUGAGCCGAUAUUGCCGGUCUGCUAUUACAUCGUGGCGGGCAAUGAGGACGGAAUGUUCGAUUUGGAUAGAAACACUCAUAGGUUAACAUCAAAAUCAUUAGAUAGAGAACAAAAAGACCAAUAUUUACUCACCGUUAUGGCGACAGAGGACUGUAUGUCGAAACCGAAUUAUAAGGAGGAGUUAGAUUCAAUAAGUACGUUGAAAGUCCACAUAGCAGUGAACGAUGUAAACGACAACAGCCCACAGUUUGUUAGUAAAAUAUUUACAGGAGGAGUCACCACUGAAGCGGACUUUGGUAUUGAAUUUAUGAACGUAAAAGCUAUAGAUUUAGAUGAAGGCAUAAAUGCGAAAAUAAAUUAUUAUUUACUAGGAGAUGUGAAAGAAACAUUGACAGAGGGCUUGGAAAACUUAGUUGUAUCGCCCUUUUUAGUAAAUGUAGAUACUGGAGCGGUGUCCCUUAACUUCGACCCUCAGAAAGGGAUGAAAGGUUACUUCGAUUUUAAGGUGUUGGCGAACGAUACGGAUGGAUUGCAUGACGAAGCUCACGUUUUCAUAUAUCUUCUUCGCGAAGACCAACGAGUUCGUUUCGUCUUACGUUCACACCCUUCAGAGAUUCGAGACAAAAUCAACAAUUUCAGAGAAAAAUUAGCAGACGUGACCGAAUCUGUUGUCAAUAUAGAUGAUUUGCGAGUACACGAAAAUAAAGAUGGCUCUGUGGACAACACUAAAACAGAUCUAUAUUUACAUCUUGUUAAUGGAGAGGAUCAUUCGGUUUUGGAAGUCGACCAAGUUCUCAAACUCGUGGAUAAGAAUAUAGAACAUUUGGAUGAACUUUUUAAGGAGUUCAACGUGCUGGACACGCAAGCGGCGGAGUGGUCGCCGGCGGCGGAGCGGCGCGCGGCGCCGGCGGCCGUGUACUGGCUGGCGUGGAGCUCGCUGCUGCUGGGCGCGCUGCUGCUGCUGGCCGUGCUGGCGGCGCUGGCGCAGCGCGCCGACUACUCGCGCCGCCUCAAGGCCGCCACCGCCACCGCCUACUCUUCUCCAACCCCGGGCGAAUCGGAUCUGACGAUACGCAGCACCGGUCGAGUGCCGAACACCAACAAACACAGUACAAAAGGUUCCAAUCCAAUAUGGUUGCACGCGUACGAAAACGACUGGUACAAAUCUGACGAUCAAUUGAGUCACUCUGAACGCGAUUCGCUUGACGAGAACGCAGUGGACCAGGACAUGUCAAACGAGAAACCCUACUUCAUAACCACAGCCGCCUUCCCUUCGAUACGAACAGAAACUGAACCUGAAACCGAUCAGACCAACUUCGAUUUCUAUCAGCAACUAGAACAGAUGAAAAACGCGAAGAACAUGGAGACUACAGAGUUGUAGAUUAUUGUGCCUUUAUAUGUACCUAAAUAUAGUUUUAGAAUAUUUAAAAUAACGAGACGCACCGAUUCUUCGUCGUCUUAUCGAUAUAAUAGAGGCUAUUUUUAACCGACUUCAAAAAAGGAGGAGGUUAUCAAUUCGACUGUAUUUUUACGAUAACAUUUAGUUGACUCGAUCAUUAAUAAUCUGUUUAACUGAUAACGUUGUCAACAUUAAUUUUAGAAAUGAACUAUGCUGAAGGACAAAUUGUAAUUUGUAGAUAUGUAUCUCUUAAUGACGUA
This is a messenger RNA of Melitaea cinxia (Glanville fritillary), 5939 nucleotides long. Its product is annotated as cadherin-23-like. Gene Ontology annotation, cellular component: plasma membrane; catenin complex. Gene Ontology annotation, molecular function: calcium ion binding; cadherin binding. The transcript is spliced from 28 exons. NCBI's taxonomy places the organism in Eukaryota, Metazoa, Arthropoda, Insecta, Lepidoptera, Nymphalidae. The record is from RefSeq and is a predicted model, not a curated record. Bases 1 to 5661 code for a protein of 1886 amino acids. Gene Ontology annotation, biological process: homophilic cell-cell adhesion.